CUCCGGAAAGGAGCCCCUUUCAGUUCCUGCUCUGAACUAUCCUGCUGGACCACCGUACCCUAUGGAUAAUACAGGGCCUUCUGCCAUGCCACCCCCAUACCAAACUUUCUAUAUAUCCCCUGAUGCAGGAUCCAAUCAAGGUCUGUUUGUUCAACCUCAGCAAACUAUAAUCAUCACCCCAUCCCAGCCAACUAAAGAACCUGAUUUUUUGGCCUACUCCAUCUUCACCAUGCUUUGCUGCUUUCUACCCCUAGGUGUCACUGCCUUGGUUUUCUCAAUACAGACUCGGCAAGCUAACGAAGUUGGUGACCAAACAGCUGCUCGGCGACUUUCCAUAUUAGCCCGGUCCUUCGCUCACAUAGCUCUGGGAAUUGGAAUCGUAUUAGCAUUCGUGUACAUCGCUAUAAUUGCAAUUGUUUUAGCGUAGAUCACCACUAUCCUUAAGCCCUUAAAGAAGCUUCAACCGACUCAACUCCUCAGAACAAAUUCCCUGUAGAAGGCUUCCACUGUUAUUUGAAUGGCAUCACAAAAUUAACAAAACUCUGGGCUGGCUCACUCGUGCUGAUGUAUCUUGAGCUUUUCAUACUCUUGGUUCUGUGACUAUCAAAGAUAUGUUUGUGCUACAUAGCACUGUA
Pantherophis guttatus is the source of this 635-nucleotide messenger RNA. RefSeq names its product proline-rich transmembrane protein 1-like. Lineage: Eukaryota; Metazoa; Chordata; Lepidosauria; Squamata; Colubridae. Gene Ontology annotation, cellular component: membrane. The record is from RefSeq and is a predicted model, not a curated record.